Messenger RNA from Limanda limanda (common dab), 846 nucleotides. RefSeq names its product four and a half LIM domains 2a (gene fhl2a). Bases 1 to 846 code for a protein of 281 amino acids. NCBI's taxonomy places the organism in Eukaryota, Metazoa, Chordata, Actinopteri, Pleuronectiformes, Pleuronectidae. Gene Ontology annotation, molecular function: transcription coregulator activity. The record is from RefSeq and is a predicted model, not a curated record. The transcript is spliced from 5 exons. Gene Ontology annotation, cellular component: nucleus; Z disc.
AUGACUGAGCGCUACGACUGCCACUACUGCAAGGAGUCCCUGUUUGGGAAGAAGUACGUUCUGAGGGAGGAGAAUCCCUACUGUGUGAAAUGUUACGAGAGCCUGUACUCCAACACCUGUGAGGAGUGCAAGAAGCCCAUCGGCUGCAACACCAGGGAUCUGUCCUACAAGGACCGCCACUGGCACGAGGACUGUUUUAAGUGCUUCCAGUGCAAACGCUCGCUGGUGGACAAGCCCUUCUCCACCAAGGAUGAUCAGCUUCUCUGCACUGAGUGCUACUCCAAUGAGUACUCCUCCAAGUGCCACGAGUGCAAGAAGACCAUCAUGCCAGGUGAAGGCUCCAGGAAAAUGGAGCACAAGGGCAACAGCUGGCACGAGACCUGCUUCACCUGCCAGAGAUGCCAGCAGCCCAUCGGAACCAAGAGCUUCAUCCCGAAGGACACCAGCAACUUCUGUGUGCCCUGCUACGAGAAGCAGUUUGCAAUGCAGUGUGUGCACUGCAAGAAGCCCAUCACCACCGGUGGGGUGACCUACCAUGACCAGCCCUGGCACAAGGACUGCUUCCUGUGCACCAGCUGCAAGCAGCAGCUGUCUGGCCAGAGGUUCACCUCCAGAGACGACUUCGCUUAUUGUCUCAACUGCUUCUGCAACCUUUAUGCCAAGAAGUGUGCCUCCUGCACCACACCCAUCAGCGGUCUUGGAGGCAGCAAGUACAUUUCCUUUGAGGAGCGCCAGUGGCACAACGACUGCUUCAACUGCAAGAAGUGCUCUGUGUCCCUGGUGGGACGCGGCUUCCUCACCGAACGCGAUGACAUCCUGUGCCCAGAGUGCGGCAAGGACAUCUAA